AUGUCCGACCCUAGACUAAUCGAUAUGGAACCCGGCGGGGAGAGCACGCAAUACGAGUCCAUCCGAGAAUUCACAAUCCCCCCUGCGAAACAGACUGGCCAGCUAGGAGUCGGCGACCCUCAUACAGAAAGCGAGCUUAACACCGGAAUUCAGCCCGUGCAAGAUGGCACUGCGAGUCGAGACGAAUAUGACAAUGCACAAAAGCUAGGAAUGGGACAGAUCAAUGAGAACAAAGAUCGGGAUUUCGAUACCAAGGGCGAUGCAGCAGCCGCAAAGGCCAGGAGACUGCAGGGGUAUGGGCCCGGCUCCGGUGUUGGGGCUUAG
Molecule: messenger RNA, 324 nt
Organism: Penicillium atrosanguineum
Lineage: Eukaryota; Fungi; Ascomycota; Eurotiomycetes; Eurotiales; Aspergillaceae
Exons: 4
Coding region: 1-324 (107 amino acids)
Source: RefSeq, a predicted model, not a curated record